Ailuropoda melanoleuca (giant panda) is the source of this 418-nucleotide messenger RNA. Its product is annotated as P antigen family member 3. NCBI's taxonomy places the organism in Eukaryota, Metazoa, Chordata, Mammalia, Carnivora, Ursidae. The record is from RefSeq and is a predicted model, not a curated record.
GUGAACUAUGAGUGGCCGAGUCAGAUCAAGAUCCAAAUCCAAUCAAAGAAAGGAUGACCGAGGGUCUAACCAGCAUGUGGCCGAGCAGCAGCCCAGUGAUGAGCACCCGAAACAGAAGGAGGUACCACCUGUGAGUCAGGACAUUAUACCUGAUCAAGGGAAGGAAGUUGAAGGAGCACCUGUGGCUCAAGGACCGGACCUGGAGGCUGAUCUCCAGGAGCUGCCAGCAAAGGCUGGGGGUAUAACUGAAGAUGACCCUGAGGUCAAGGGGACAAGCCUGCCCUUCUUAGAGCCCAUUAAAAUGCCGGAAGCAGGUGAAGGACAGCCCCAGAUUUAAACAAGGACAAGCUGAAACAGGCAGACUACUCUUAGGUGGGGUACUUCACUGUUGAAAUUCUCUCAGUAAAGUUUUACAGAC